GGGUUUCGAGCAGUUGGGGUUAAUUUCCGCCCAGUGGUGGACGUUCAGUCGUAGCCCUCAACUUUUCUUCGCUGACAGACGUCGUCAUGUCCAACAACAAUGCCAGCAAUAACUUAGCUAUCGCUCAAAGAGCCGUGAAGCAGCUCCGGCUAGAGGCCAGUAUCAGGAGGAUCAAGGUGUCCCAGGCUGCUGCUGAGCUGAGGAACUUCUGUCUGCAGAAUGCCUCCAAGGACCCUCUCCUGGUCGGGGUCCCCUCCAGUGAUAAUCCCUUCAGACCUCCCAAGUCCUGCUCCCUGUUCUGAGCAGAACGACAGGUGGAGGAUUUCUGAAUUUAUCCGUCGAGGGCUUUCUUCACUUCUACUUGAUGUCACUGUGGAUUGAACCAGCAGCUCCUCCUGGGAUGAUGCAACAUGGGACUGAUGGGUUCGGGGGAGGGAGCUUUUUCUCUUGUUUGCCAAAACUAAUGGUAUCAUAACUCCCAUCUGUUACAUUAAAACAGGGCCAAACUCUACAUGUUAGGAAAAAAAAUUGUUGUUGACACUAACUUGACUAAUGAUUAAGCCGUUUUGGUUUAUCUAGUACUUACCGUGUCCGGUCUACAUUUACUGACCUAAUGGUGCCUGUCUCCAGUCAGUGAAAUUCAGCCCAUGUGAUUGGCUACUGAAAAUGCAACUUGCUCUUGUGUUUUGUGUGAAACAAUCAAACAUUAAUUUAAACCAAGUGCUGUUCAAGAAUAAGAACAUGUUGUGUUAUAUAUACACUGUAUUUCAUAUUGUGGUCAACAGACAUACUGAGAGCUUUUGAGCUAAACCAAUGUGUCUUAAACUGUUCAUGCAUUUGUGACAAUGGUAAAGAUGUUACUACUAUUCUGAGGUUCAACAUGGUACAGAUUUUAACCCCAUCAGUGUGAUUGUUGAAUGACCUUUAGCCCAUCUUUUUUCUGUAUAUAUUUUACAGCCUGUUGAGGUUGAUAUGAGGCAUAUGUUCCUGUCUUAAAUUAAAAUAAAACUCUUCAGGCAGGCCUGACACUAUUUGGGCGGUGCCACUUGGUAGCAAAUUUAAAGUAUAUCACUUUAGAUACACAAAUUGCCAAACAGCAUAUUCAUGUGUCCAAAUAUUGUUUGUAUUUAAUGAAUCAUGCUGUCGUAACUUGUUGCAUUAAUUGUUUUCCACACAUGAAACAUAUUCCAAUCAACCAAAACUAUUACUACUGUUAGCCUGUAUCUUUCUUACCUUUGCUACUAUGGGCAAACCUUUAGAAAUUAAAUUACUUUUUGGGACACUGUA
Chelmon rostratus (copperband butterflyfish) is the source of this 1287-nucleotide messenger RNA. RefSeq lists its product as uncharacterized. Gene Ontology annotation, biological process: G protein-coupled receptor signaling pathway. Bases 87 to 302 code for a protein of 71 amino acids. Lineage: Eukaryota; Metazoa; Chordata; Actinopteri; Chaetodontiformes; Chaetodontidae. Gene Ontology annotation, molecular function: G-protein beta-subunit binding. The transcript is spliced from 3 exons. Gene Ontology annotation, cellular component: heterotrimeric G-protein complex. The record is from RefSeq and is a predicted model, not a curated record.